This is a messenger RNA of Podarcis muralis (Common wall lizard), 4241 nucleotides long. RefSeq names its product calcium channel flower domain containing 1 (gene CACFD1). Gene Ontology annotation, cellular component: membrane. Lineage: Eukaryota; Metazoa; Chordata; Lepidosauria; Squamata; Lacertidae. The record is from RefSeq and is a predicted model, not a curated record. Gene Ontology annotation, biological process: vesicle-mediated transport.
CAUUGUCAGCUGGAGCUGCUUUUAAAGGGACAGUGGGUGGGCAGUGGGUGUACAGCGAUGCGCUGAGGACUAGGAUCCUGCCCAGUGCUGGGGGCGGGGGAGAAAUUACAGCGGCAAGCAGCAGAGGAGAAAGGUGGAUUUACCUGUCGUUUAACACACAUACCCAAAGGCAGGAUGAAUUCCCAUGAAGAGCAGCCUCAGUCAGAUGCAGCUACUGCUGCUGCUACCCCGUCUUCCACCGAUGAUGAUGAUGGGAUGACCUGGUGGUACAAGUGGUUAUGCAGACUGGCUGGCAUCAUUGGGGGCAUCUCGUGUGCCUUUGCUGGCCUCUUUAACUGUGUGACCAUCCACCCUCUCAACAUCGCAGCUGGCGUUUGGAUGAUGUUGAAUGCCUUCGUCCUUUUCCUGUGCGAGGCCCCCUUCUGCUGCCAGUUCAUCGAGUUUGCAAACGCUGUGUCAGCAAGGGCAGACAAACUGCGCCCAUGGCAGAAAGGUGCCUUCUACUGCGGGAUGGCGAUAUUCCCAGUUAUACUGAGCCUGACUCUGACAACUUUAUUAGGCAAUGCCAUUGCCUUUGCGACAGGAGUGCUUUAUGGACUUUCAGCAUUAGGCAAAAAGGGAGACGCCAUCACGUACGCAAGGAUGCAGCAGUUGCAACGGAAGCAAACAAACGAAGAAGGGGUGACAGGAAGUGUCGAACCGCAGGCCGUGUGACAUCGCCAUUCUUUUGAGGCCAGUCAUUCCCAUCUCAUUGAAAAGCAAAGCUUGGGAAUUCACUCCAGCCUUAGAAACUGGCCUUGGAAUCCUGUGCUGUGAAACUCUUUCAAAACUUCUAAUUUCAAGCCGGAGAGUGCAGAAUGAAAACAUACCUUCUCCUUUGUCCCCAGAACAUUUUUAAAAAAACAAAAACACAUUUAUGCAACACUGUGAAUCUUAUAUGCUGCAGCUUUAAGGGGGCAGGAUUUAAUGUGGGGGUCCUCCCUUCUCCCACCCUGCUCCUUUCUCAGGUUGGUGUGGAACCAAAUAGGGUGAACAAGCCCCAUUUGUCACAUCACUGUGGUGGACUCUUAGUCGCCUGUGUUGCAACAGCCUUUUGAUACAGUUUUAGCAGCUCAAUACGGUACUUCUGAGAUCAUCAGAAGCUACAUUCUGGGCCUUGAUUUUAUUUUGACAUUUGGGGUGAUGGGGAAGCUAUUUGGGGAGCUGGAAAAUGUGGUACCAAAUGAAUUCUAGGACCUCAGCAUUGAAUAUUUGAGCCACCAACCCAGUCUCUGAUUUGGUGUUCUCUCUUAGAGUUACAAACUUUGGGGGCUUGAUGGACCUUGCUGUCUUCCUACUUUAGAGUCUCCCCCCCCCCUGCAUUGCAGAAAAUUAUUCCCCUGAUGAAUUUUUAGACCUUUUUUUUUUAGUAAUUUUAGAACUGACAUUUCUUUAGUAAUUUAAGAACUGAGCAAACUGUGUGUUGAUUUGUGAGAUGCAUUUUCUUAAGGAGAGAAAUUACUUGAAAACCCUUAGUUUGUUUGCAUUUGGUAUUUUUCCUUUUAGGAUUCUUCAGCGGGGGCGGGGGAUAGCUUUUCCUGUGGGGGAAAAGGAUAACUUUUUGGAGUGAUCCUGGCUUCCAAGGGUGGAAAGGGCAGCCAUUGUUCCAUCCCAAAGUCUAGCAAAGGACCCCCUGCUUCCUUGAGAGAACUGUCACCCUCACUUUGCAGCAAAGAUGGCCAGAGGUGGCAUGAGAGAAUUAUUGGUUUACAAUACCUCAAAGCAUUUCAAGUUAAGGGCCUCGGUAAGCCCCUUCCCCGUCCCCUUGAGCUGCAAUUAUAGGCAUUUUUUGUACAUGUAAAAAGCACAAAUCUUAGAUUCCAUAAUGCAAUACUGUAAAAUGGUUCAAGCAGCUGGCCAGUUUUGUUUCUGGUCACUGCUUUUUAUAACUGGGAAAAAACUUCCUUGCCCUGAAAUGCUACGCAGUUGCAAUCUUCUUUGCUACUGUUUAACCUGUUUUACUACUUGAUAAUUCCACUUUCCGUAUUUAUAUCCUGUAGCUAAAAUUUAAUUUAUUAUUCCUUUUCCUUGUAAUUUGCUUUGGAAAGCAUAAAAAAUGUAUUAUUAUUAUUUAUUUGGAGUUCCUCGAACUGUUCCGGUGGGGGAUCUGUUCUCUUGGGGUAUAGAACAUGAGACAGGUGCUUUCAUUUGCUGGGAAACAAUUUCUGUCUAGUAGUGUUAGGUCACUGUCUUUUUAGGAAGAGGAAGAUGGGGCUAGUUGGGAACUGAGUAGGGCACAGAAAUAGUGUGAAGAAUUAAUUAAGUCUAUAGAUGUAGUUGAUAGAAGGGCGUGUGAGAAUCUUACUUGCCAGAUGCAAUGUUGUGUCCCACCGCUAAGGGUCAGUAUUUUCAAAUGCAUUAUCAACAAGAAGUGAUGGUAUAGGCUUCCUUUAGGAGGAAAUGCUUUGCUAGAGAUUCCCGUUUCUUGUUGAAAGAUAAGGUUUCAGAGGAAGGGACCUUUGUCAAAAAGCUCACCCCGUCUCUGAAGAUUGAACAAAGCUGGAUCACUGCCAUUUUGAAAGAGCAUAAAAGAAUAAGGCAGUCUCUUCUCAGGCAUAGUUAAUUUUUGUGAAUAAUUAUUGGAGACUCUGGAUUCUACAUUGUAAGAAUUUCUUUUUCUUUUACUGUACUGUAUAACGGAUAAUAUUUUCUUGUUUCUAGGAUGCAUAUUGCACAGUAUUGUCUGAUUUUUUCCCUUCAGGUGUUUUUUUUUAGCAUGCAACAAACAUGCCACUUGUAUUCACCAACACCAUCUUUCAAGCAGAUGGAAAUGCAAUAAUUUAAUUCUAGGUCCCUUCUGAAAUUUAUUUAUCUUGUAAUUAAUGGCGGAAUGAAAAGUUAUUGUUUGAAAGACAGUGCAUGCACCCUAGUACAGGGGCACAGAACCCUUGUCAGCCUGAGGGCCACAUUCCCUUUUUGACAACCUUCAGGGGCCACAUACCAGAGGCAAAAGUGGGCCAAACGACAGGUGUAACAUUUGUACAGUAGACGAGUUUCAGCACACACUCACACACGCCUUACUUUCCUCCAUCCUGGCAAGCAAGCAAGAGGCACCUUCAGGACCCAGGGACACAUUUCAGCCUGGCAAAACCACCUGAGGAUGUGAUGCAGAGCUGCUGAAGGGUGUGGCUUGGGGAGCUUUCUGAAGGCUGGCUAGAGAGGCCUGGAGGGCCACAGCUGGCCCCUGAACCUGAGGUUCUCCACCCCUGCUGUUAAGGGGCCUCAGCAAGAGCUGUGCUGGAUCAGACCAAAGGCCCAUCUAUGUCAGCAUCCUGGUCUUAUAGUGAACAACCAGGUGCCUGUGGGAAGCUCACAAGACAGACCCAAGCACAACAGCACUCUCCUCACUUGUGAUUCCCAGUAACUGGCACUUAGAGGCAGGAUGUAAACCGCCUUGAGAGCUGCAGGUAUAGGGUGGUAUAUAAAUUCAAUUAACCACAACAACAACAUCAUAGCGGCUGUGGCCAGUAGCCUUAUUACCCUUCACAAAUUUGUCCCAACCCAUUUUAAAGCCAUCUUUGCUUGGUGCCCCUCACGGAACAACUCUCUGGAGUAAAAUCCAUAGCUCAACUACGUUCUGUGUGAAGAAGUCCUUACGCCUGUCUCGUGAAUUAUACGAUGCACUAGGGGAGGGUUUUGUGUAGAGUAUGUCCCCUAGAUGUUCAUGGACUACAAUUCCCAUCAGCCCCUGCCAACAUGGCCAAUGGCCAGGGAUUCUGGAAGUAAGAUUCUGGAAGGCAACUGGCUGGUUAUCUCUGGCCUACAGGAUAAGCAACCAUGAGCAGGUGGCCUCCUCCUUUUCAAGGAUGUGAAGCUUUAGGGCCCAUGAGGCAGAUGAAGCAGCCCAGCUUAGGCAGUGGAAUCCCAUGGGUUAGUGCUGGGGUUGUGCAGCUGUGGCUUCCAGGGAGAUUUCGCUAGAAGUCACCAUACAACUCCAGCAAGUGAGGCUUUGAGGGGCUGCUGCUGCAAGGGUGCAUCUUCCCGUUUCUCCUCAGUUGGCAAAAUGGGAUGGGCCACUUCUGUGAAGCUGAGACUGCUGGCUUGCAUCACUGGUCUACGGGGAAAGGGUUGAUCUGAGUAAACCAGUUUUUAUUCUGUGUAGAAUCCUUGACAACCACCAGUUUACUGAACCUGCCUGUCACUGAUCCUCUUUUUGUGUAUGCAGUGAAUAAAAAGACCAUUCUACCUCUGGUAAUAAGUUA